Molecule: messenger RNA, 2752 nt
Organism: Camelina sativa (false flax)
Lineage: Eukaryota; Viridiplantae; Streptophyta; Magnoliopsida; Brassicales; Brassicaceae
Product: 65-kDa microtubule-associated protein 5-like
Biological process (GO): microtubule cytoskeleton organization
Cellular component (GO): cytoplasm; spindle
Molecular function (GO): microtubule binding
Source: RefSeq, a predicted model, not a curated record
CGAAACUGGAACUACAAAACAUAAAACAUGAACACGGGUUUCUCUUAACGUCGACAUCAUCACUUACGGUCCCAUACUCCAUUUCUUAUCAAACACAACGAAUGAAUCCAGAACUUAACAAAUUUCUUCUAGUGAACCUACUACAUACACUAGAGGGGAAAAAAAAAGAACGUAAAAAGGGCUCAUUAGAAGUUCUUAAUGGGCCUACGGUCAGGCCUAUAAUUGAAUUCAACUUUUUAAUCUCUCACUCAACCCUAAAUUAAAAUGCUUCUCUUUUUUUUUUUUUUUUGUAUCAUGAUGCUCCUCUUCUUCUUCUUCCUCGGUUACAACGGCACCGGAGACUUCGAUGAAACGAUCGUCGCCGUCGAGGUCGUCCAUUAUGAGUGUGAUGCGGAGUUCCUCAAAUCAGUUGACGGUGGCCGAACAUCGAAACAGUCGGUUCGGUUUUCCUUGAGUUCCCACCGAGACUACCCGUCACUGGAUCCUCGCUCUCAAGGGCGCCGCCAUUUGUGCGAUUGCGAAUGGCGAGAGGAUUAAUAAAACAAGGGGCCCAAAGUCCAGUAAAUAUGAAAGGCCCAUCAGGAUCCAAAGGAAGAAUUCAAAACAUGUGUUACUACUACUCUCUCUCUCAUCAUCGCGCCAAACUCAAACGCAGAGAGGCAGUUACAUUUUCGAAUCUUCUGCUCCUCCUAGAUCGAUUUGCUUUUCCGAGAUGAAGAACCGUGAAAUUGAACCAUCACUAGGUCUUCCGGCGCCGGAACAAGUAGCUCCACCGCCUGAAUCUUUGACCACCAGUCGCGCUUCGCUUCUCGACACCACCGCUAGCUCUUCCCUUCUUGUGGAGCUGCUCAAGUCGCACUCUUGUUCCUUCUGUUCCGGGAUGGAGAAUCCUGAAUUUGAACCAUCAGUAGAUCUGCCGGUGCCGGAACAAGUAGCGCCACCGCCUAUUUCUUCGAUCACCAGUCGCGCUUCGCUUCCCGGCACCACCGCGACCGCUCGCUCUUCCCUUCUUAAGGAGUUGCAGAACCUCUGGAUCGAUAUUGGUGAAAGUUACAAUGAGAGAGUUAAGAUGACGCUAGAACUUGAGCAGGAAUGUCUGGAUAUAUACACUAAGAAGGUUGAGGAAACUCGCAAGUACAGAGCUGAGUUACAGCGUUCGUUAGCUGAAGCCGAAGCUGAAGUUACUAGCCUCACGUCUGCACUUGGUGUACAAGUUUCGUUUUCAUGGAAAGCAGGCACUUUAAAACAUCGCAUCUCCACUAUAAAGCCUGUACUGGAAGAUCUGCGGCUAAAGAAAGAUCUAAUAUGGAAAGAAUUCUCUGUGAUACUGACACAAAUAGCAGAGAUCUCUUCUCACAUAGCAGGAAAUGAUUAUCCUGGCAACUCUGCCGAAUUGACCCAAAUAAAUUUGGAUGGACUUAGAGCACAUCUGCAAUAUCUUCACAAUGAAAAGGCUGCCCGGCUGCAGAAAGUCAACUCUCAUCUCAGUGCUAUCCAUGAGUUGUCAGAGAUAAUGUCAUUUGAUUUCCCUGAGGCCUUGAUUAAAGUCCAUAAAAGCUUGACCGGGGUAUCAAAAAGCAUCUCUGAUGUUACUCUUGCUAGAUUGACAAAACUUGUAGAGUCUCAGAAGAAGGAGAAAUGUCGGAGGCUGUUUCAGUUACGGGGUUUGUUAAGAAACAUGCAUGAGCUGUGGGAGCUAAUGAAAACACCUGUGGAUGAGAGGAGAAGAUUUGACCGUUUGAGUAGUUUACUCUCUCAUGCAGCUGAUGAUGCCUUGGAAAAAGGCUGCCUCGGUCUGGACAUUGUUCGGGAGGCUAAAGAUGAAGUGGAAAUACUGAAUGCCCUGAAGGAAAGCAUGGCCAUAGACAGGACACGGGUGUCUGAUCCAGCAGAGCAGCUACAGCCGGGAAAACAAGUGAUCCUGCAGGGAGAACAACCAGCUAAUCCAGAUGCACAGGGAGAAGGCUGCAAACAGAUAGAUGAGGCCAACGCCUGUGAGUUCGUGGGGUAUGCGGUUAGGAUGAUAGAAAGUUGGAAGGAACCAUUUCAGAACAGUGGUAAUGAAAGGUCUCUAAAAGUUCUUGAAGACUUCCAGAAGCUCUUUGCAAGCUUUUACUCUCUCCCAGAAAUAGAGGAGCAUAUGUCAGCCACUUACGGUAGUGCAGCAGCUGCAGCUACGGUGAUACCAUACUUUGAGAACAUUGUAAAGUCUGCCGGUGGUCUAGAUAUUGGUGCUGAUGAGUAUAAGAGGUAUUCUCUAGAACGUUCUCGGCAAAGAAGAGAGUCAAGAGACAAAGAAGAAAAUGGAGAGAGGAAAAGUAAAGAGGAAGAAAUUGGGAUAGAGGAAAUUGGUUAUAGCGACAGGUAAAUGUACAAGAGGAAGGAAGAAAGUGAACAGUUGAGAUGCAGGUAUAACAAUGAAGAGAGAUAUAUGAAGAGGAGUCAAGAUGGAGUUUGAUGGAAAACAAAAAGAAAGAAGAGAAAUUGCAAGUCUGUCUCCUGCAAGAUCUUGACACAAAAUUGUAAUGCAAGCCAGAGUGUUUCCAUAUUACAAUAACAUUUUGUCUCAAGAAACUUGUUACUAUAGUAAUAAGCAGACACAUUGCAGAUUAUCAUGAAUAUUGUAACCUCAGUUGCAUUGUCCCUCAGUCAUUCCCUCUGUUUAUAUAUAGCUUUUGCCACUGCACAUAAAAAGAUAUGGAAUGUGAGUGAUUUGCCAACCCGUUGCCAUUUCAGGAGUUGUUGUACUAAA